AUGGGUGUCGACGCUGAGGAGCUGAUCCUAAAUCCUUUCCAGGAAGUGAUCGACCGAGGAAAGGAAGCCGUCACCAAUGCGGAAAAUGCAGCAGAUGAGGAUGCUGAGGUCUCGCGGCUCAUGGCGAAGGCCGGAGUCGCAGUCGUCAAGGAAGGCGAGCGGGCCUUGAAGAGGCUGCAGCCUCUUUGGGACGGCCAGGUCGAAAAGUACGGCGAUGCAUUCAAGGAGUGUCUGAGCCAGAAUGCCGCAAUAGAGGAGAAGCGGCGCAAGCUGGAGGAUCUCCUGUACGACUUCGAGGACUACGCCGAGCCAGACACGUUCGAAUCGGAACGGUUCACCGAGCUUCAGGCGGCUACCAAAUCGCUCGCCAUGGAUGUAAUCGAUGCCAUCAAGAAGAUGAAGCUUGACACACCCAUCACUCCGCCCUACUCGCCGCCGUCGCCCUCCAAGUUCCCGCCUCUUCCUCCUCUGCCCCCUCUGCCCCUGAAGAGUCCAUCACGGAUAGGAAACGGGGCACGAUCUCCGAGACCACCAACACCACCAGGGAGGAAAGGAGGCCGCACACCAACGCCGUUACUCGCCCCUCUGCCACCGUCUGCCACGCCCUCUCCAGACCGCACCGAACAAAGCACACCUGUGCCGCCGCCCGAUCCAUCAGAGGCGGCAGUCCCAGUAUCCCGCGUCAGGCUCCCACCUGGCAGGCGUGAUCUUGGAAGAGUGAACACUGGCUCACAACGCAGCCUGAGGAGCAAUGGUACAGCACAUUCACGGGCGUCCAGUGCGUUCAGCGUCGGGUCACUGCCUCCGCCGGCAUACACAGCUGAUGGCGAGGCGCCUCCUGUCCCUCAAAUCACACAUCACAACAUGACUGAGCGGCCUCAGAGCCGAGCAUCAUCGGCUCUGGGAUCACAUAACGCCCAAGCGCCGCAGAGCCCAACCCACGCCCGUCAGCCCAGCCUGCCGACGACAGACACCAGCAGCAUCCCCGAGAUACCCGAUUUCCCAGUGCCACAGCCACAGCCACAGACCGGGACGAGGACGACCGCGUGGGUGAGCGACCAAGCCGGAGGGACGUCGAACCCAAGGUACCACGGGCACCGGCCGCCCUCGCGGUACGAGCCGCACUCCCUGCAGGCGAUCCAGAACCUCCAGCAGACGACCAUCCCGGAGGACCAGGCCGUGACCGCGAGCAUGCCCUCCAGGAGGGCAGGCCACUCCUUCAUAAACUUCGACACGCCACUGACGCCCAUCAUAUCGGAGCUGGGCAGGUUCGGCGUCGACUCCCCACCCGGCGACUCCAGCCCGUCUGCCGGCCCCAACAGCCCCGAGACAUCGCGCAGCGCGACCCUGAGCCACGCUACGAGCAUGUCGUCGAUCCAGACCGGCUCCGCCCACACGAGACCCAGCAACGGCGGCAGGACACCAAUCACGCCCGGCGACAACGCCCAGCACAAGCCCUCCUUCUCGCCCAUAACCCUCCCACCAGCCGCCCUCGAGGGCCCCGAGAGCCACAGCCGGCUGCCCGACGCCGCGGUGGCGCAGGCGUCCGCCACCUCCGCCUCAGAGGACUGGGCGACCCGCACCGUCCUCUCCGUCUCAGACCGCGCGUCGACCGCCAACUUCUCCUCGGCCUCACACCCCCGCGAGGCGGACACGGCCAUCGGCCCGCGCAGCAGCCUCUACCUGCUCCGGGGGUUCUGCGCCGGCGCGCAGCAGUUCCGGUCCUCGGGCCACGAGGACGGCGUGCGCAGGCUGGCGGGCCACGUGGCGGGGCAGUCGACGGCGACGGCGCGGUGCUCGUCCUGCUCCUACGGCCACGCGUGGUCGGAGCUGGACCUCGACGUGCGCGACCGCAUGCCGCGCGCGACCUUCCCUCGGGAGGGCGGGCUGCUCUUCCGCAUCCGCCUGCUGUACAAGUCGCACCUCGGCGCCCCGCGGCCCAGCGAGGCCUUCUACGGGUGCCUGUUCUGCGCGCAGGUGGGCCGCGUCGUGCGCGAGGGGGACGCCACCGUCUUCAGGGGCUCCGACGAGCUCCUCCGCCACCUGGCGUCCCAUCCGCAGCCGCUGCCCGAUGUUCCUGGGCUGACGGUGCUGUAUGGCAAGGAGAUACUCGCCACGGACCCGCGGGUCAACGAUUUCGACGUGUGGCUCACCGAGCCGCCGCAGCCAGGAGGGAUCCCGCCCGAGGUGGAGGCCGAGGUCGCCAGGCUGCCCGUCGCGACGGCCGUCAAGGGCCACGUGCAGCGGUACGGGGAGAAGAAGCUACCCAAGCCGGACGGGAAGGGCUCCGAGAGCCUGCUCCAAUUCUUCGAGGGCGCACGGAUCAUUGGGGUCGAGUACCCGGGCAAACACGUGGGGAAAUGGUGUACAGGGUGGCACGAUGGGACAUGGGGUUACUUCCCGGCUAAGAGCAUCGAACUGGAGAAGCCGAAGCCAGGCAGGCUCGACGCGCCGCCACUCCUACAUGGCAUGGGCGGGAACGGGGUGGUCGUGGUGGCCAAGUGGAAGUGGGAUCCUAGUGCGGCUGCGAAAGAGGGCUGGCUCGGGUUCGACAAGGGCGAGAAACUGACAAACGUGGGGUGGCCGGUCGACGCGGGCAAGGAGGCGUGGUGCUGGAGCGGGUCGACCUCGAAAGGGAAGUUCGGGGUGUUCCCCAAGAGCCACAUAGAUGAAUCCUCCCUGAGGGACGACGCCAGCUCACCGGCCCCCGGAGGUGGUGGUGGCAAGUCGAAGAGGAAAGAGGGCGGUGGCAGGUCUGGGGGGAAGCUGUUCGGCGUAAGGCGAAGGCAUAGUACGACUUCAAGUAUGAGUGGUGGUUCGGGGGUUAUCGAGAUUAUAUAA
Molecule: messenger RNA, 2841 nt
Organism: Diaporthe citri
Lineage: Eukaryota; Fungi; Ascomycota; Sordariomycetes; Diaporthales; Diaporthaceae
Exons: 1
Coding region: 1-2841 (946 amino acids)
Source: RefSeq, a predicted model, not a curated record